Molecule: messenger RNA, 1181 nt
Organism: Ornithodoros turicata
Lineage: Eukaryota; Metazoa; Arthropoda; Arachnida; Ixodida; Argasidae
Product: BEN domain-containing protein 5-like
Exons: 7
Coding region: 7-744 (245 amino acids)
Source: RefSeq, a predicted model, not a curated record
CACAGCAUGCUGACAGCUGUGGCGUCAAAGCUCACCAUGCUCCCAGGCAAUUCAGAACAAACUGGGUCGUCUCAAGCCACUGAUAUGAAUGAUUCUGUGCUAUUUGGAGCUUCGGAUGAAGAGGCAAAAGAGUCAAGUGAAGUGCAUGAUACCUAUACUUGGACAGAACCACCGGGACAUCCUUUUGGUGAAACCCCUUCCCAGCUGUCUUCGUCAGAACGAUUACGCCACGACAGACACAUAGAUACCGCACUGACGUCGCCACCAAGCCAGGCGUGCCAAGUCAUUACCACUGUAUCUGCAGCACCUUCGCCUGAGUCUAUUGGCACAUUCGACAUAAAUUUGAGCCACCUGAAGCCCCUGACAAAAUUGGAUGAUGGGAGGUUUCACAUCAGGAACGGCUUUGUGCUCACGGAAUCCCAAGCUACAAAGAUCUUUAAGAAUAAGAGGCCUACAUUAGUGAUGAAGGAUAUGGCACAAGCCAUCUGGGGAAAUGAGGUCCUUGCUGCACGCACUUACAGUGGCAGAACUGCACCGAAAGACAGUCGUGACACUGACAUACAGGCCAGAAAGGAACCGACACCAACCAAAGUGGCCCUUGUUAUUGAUGCAGUGACAUACUGGGGAAGCCAGAAUGCCGUUGAUGUUACUUCACACAUAGAGAAGAGAGGGGUGAUUCUUUCGGAGAAAAUUCAAGACUUAAGAAAGUCAACCAAGCGUCGCCUUCCUCUCUGCAGUUCGUGAGUGAUGCACUGUAAAUGCCUGUACACGCAUUGGAUGCACACCUAGUUGGACCAGCUGAAAACAUGCACAUUUAACGCUGAAAGGUGCUAAAUGCUUUGUUUUGGUAAGGGGCAAAACUGGAACAAUUGGGAGCAAACAUAUGGAUGCAGCCUGCACGAGGGAGAAUAUUGUGGCAUUACUCCCGGCCAUUGUUUGCUUACAAGUGUGUGUCUUGACCGUAGACCAGCUGAGAAAUUUGGAAAGUGGGUUGCUUGUGGAGGCUUCGGACCACAAUUAUUUAUGACACGUGUUAUAAAGGUCUUAAUUUAUAUCAAGCAUCAUUUCAUGGCCCAUUUAGAUGGAAGCUAAGUGAUUAGGCUUGAAGAAAUUAUUUGAUUAUUACAGGGUUAAUUUAGCAGAGUUACACAUUUUGAUCGCGUCGUAAAAGUAGAUUAUGA